Messenger RNA from Jatropha curcas, 1293 nucleotides. Its product is annotated as acetylajmalan esterase 2. The record is from RefSeq and is a predicted model, not a curated record. Lineage: Eukaryota; Viridiplantae; Streptophyta; Magnoliopsida; Malpighiales; Euphorbiaceae. Gene Ontology annotation, molecular function: hydrolase activity, acting on ester bonds.
AGUAUAAUCGAUGCAAUGAUUUCAUCAUAAAACUACUUCUACCAUCCUUUUCUUUUUAAAGCCUCUGAUAUAUUUACAGAGUUUGCAGUAUCAUUCUCUUCAACUAGCUUAGCUUACUAUGGCUUCUGUCGAACUCAAUUUCGCUGUGGUUUUCUUCUUUUUGUUUCAUCUUCUAAUUCUUCCUAGAGCAUUUAAUGCAAGCUCCCUUAAGGGAAACCAAUCUAAAUGUGUGUUUGAUGGAAUUUACCAGUUAGGUGAUUCAAUAUCAGACACAGGCAAUUUGAUUCAAGAGAACCCAUCAUCGUUGUUUGCUCAGUUUCCUUAUGGCAAAACGUAUUUCAAGAAGCCAACAGGGCGAUGCUCAGAUGGUUUGUUGAUCGUUGAUUAUAUUGCACUUUCAACUGGUGUUCCUCUUCUUGAUGCUUAUAAAAAUCCAAAUGCUACAUUCACCCGCGGUCGUGGAGUAAAUUUUGCAGUUGCUGGUUCAACUGCUUUGCCUGUACCUGGUUCAAUCACAAAUAGUUCUCUAAGUACACAGCUAGACUGGAUGUUCUCAUAUUUUAAUGGAAUAUGUUUCGAUCCUCAAGACUGUGCUAAUAAACUUAAAGCAUCUCUCUUCAUUGUUGGAGAGAUUGGAAGCAGUGACUAUAACUACGCAUUAUUUCAAGGUAAAACCGUUGAGGAGGUAAAGGCAAUGGUACCUGAUGUUGUCCAAGCCAUAAGCAACGCAAUUAAGAGAGUAAUUGAAUAUGGAGCUAGACGAGUUCUUGUUCCUGGACAUUUUCCGAUAGGCUGUUUACCAAUCUAUCUUACGGGAUUCAAAACCAAUGAUACUACAGCUUAUGAUGAAUUUCAAUGUCUGAAAAAAUUCAACAACCUUUCAAUUUAUCACAAUCAAGUGCUCCAACAAACCAUCGAAGGGUUGAAGAAAGAAUACUCUAAUAUAUCUAUAGAAUAUGGGGAUUACUAUGGUUCAUAUCAAUGGAUUUUGACCCAUGCUUCAUCUCUUGGUUAUGUAAAAUCUUUACAAAAAGCUUGUUGCGGAGUUGGAGGCGAUUAUAAUUUUAAUCCACAGAAGAUGUGUGGAGCUCGUGAUGUAACAGCUUGUGCUGAACCGCAAAAAUUCAUCAGUUGGGAUGGAAUAAAUUUGACACAAGAAGCAUAUAAGCAUAUUGCAAUAAAGCUUAUUCAAGACAUGAAAAUAAAGGGUCAAUGUAGUUAUUAUUAAUUAUUGACUUAAUUUAGCUUAUUUUGAAUAAUAAUAAUAAUAAUAAUAAUAAUUUUAUUGGCAGA